CUCAGUCUGUCAUCCUGUUCAUCCCCUCACUCCAUAUCCUCGCCAUGCCCGUAGCUAUUCUCACACCUUCACAACCCGUUGGCAUAAAGUCCUACUACCAAGCGAAGAUCGAGGCUUCGGAGCUCGACAUCAAUCAGAAGACCCAGAACUUGCGCCGGUUAGAGGCACAGCGGAACGCGCUCAAUGCUCGAGUACGUCUGCUUCGUGAGGAGCUGCAGCUGCUCCAUGAGCCAGGCAGCUAUGUUGGCGAAGUGGUAAGAGCUAUGGGUAAGAACAAGGUGUUGGUAAAGGUGCAGCCUGAGGGCAAAUAUAUUGUCGACUUCGACCCCGACAUCGAUGUCACGACUCUCAAGCCAUCACUACGCGUCGCUCUCCGUUCGGACUCCUACACAAUACACAAGAUCCUCCCCAACAAGGUCGAUCCACUUGUGUCCCUGAUGAUGGUCGAGAAGGUGCCCGACAGCACAUAUGAGAUGGUCGGUGGUCUCGACAAACAAAUUACGGAAAUCAAGGAAGUCAUCGAGUUGCCCGUCAAGCACCCGGAGCUUUUCGAGUCCCUCGGUAUCGCGCAGCCAAAGGGUGUCCUGCUUUAUGGACCUCCCGGAACAGGCAAGACACUUCUGGCGCGUGCUGUCGCGCACCACACCGACUGCAAGUUCAUCCGUGUCUCCGGCUCCGAGCUCGUGCAGAAGUACAUCGGCGAGGGCAGCCGGAUGGUCCGCGAGCUGUUCGUCAUGGCGCGGGAACAUGCACCGAGCAUCAUAUUCAUGGACGAGAUCGACUCUAUUGGUAGUUCGAGAGGAGAGAGCGGAUCGGGCGGUGGCGACUCGGAAGUGCAGCGGACGAUGUUGGAGCUGCUGAACCAGCUUGACGGAUUCGAGCCUACGAAGAACAUUAAGGUUAUCAUGGCAACAAAUCGAAUUGAUAUUCUCGACUCGGCGCUGCUCCGGCCGGGUCGCAUUGAUCGAAAGAUCGAGUUCCCGCCGCCGGGCCCCGAGGCCCGCGUUGCCAUUCUUCGCAUUCAUUCUCGAAAGAUGUCUUUGCAACGUGGUAUCAACUUGCGUGCUUUGGCGGAGAAGAUGGGUCAGUGCUCAGGAGCCGAGGUUCGCGGAAUUUGCACGGAGGCGGGUAUGUAUGCAUUGCGGGAGCGGAGGCAACAUGUCACACAGGAGGAUUUCGAGUUUGCGGUUGCGAAGGUUCUCAAGAAGAACCAGGAGGGCAACACGUCGGUCAACAAGCUGUUCUCUUGAUCCGUUAUGUUACUGUAUUCGAUAUUUGAUCUGUCUUCUCUACGAUGCAUUCUUUUCCGAUCCUGGAUCCAAAACAAAUGCAUGAUGUCGAGCACUAAGCGUCAGGCAUUCUCUUAGCUGCGUUAAGUUAUCACAGUCCGUGAUCACUAUGAUAGUGACUAUCGUCAAACGCGUGUUCUCCUUAUCAUACAACACUUUCCCACUUGGAACGGCAUGGCGAGUUAUAAAUUGUUGAUUUGGGCGUCGC
Laetiporus sulphureus 93-53 is the source of this 1497-nucleotide messenger RNA. RefSeq names its product 26S proteasome regulatory complex ATPase RPT6. Gene Ontology annotation, biological process: proteasome-mediated ubiquitin-dependent protein catabolic process. The record is from RefSeq and is a predicted model, not a curated record. Gene Ontology annotation, molecular function: proteasome-activating activity; ATP binding; ATP hydrolysis activity. NCBI's taxonomy places the organism in Eukaryota, Fungi, Basidiomycota, Agaricomycetes, Polyporales, Laetiporaceae. Gene Ontology annotation, cellular component: proteasome regulatory particle, base subcomplex. The transcript is spliced from 7 exons. The coding region runs from base 45 to 1250 and encodes 401 amino acids.